This is a messenger RNA of Leucoraja erinaceus (little skate), 1429 nucleotides long. RefSeq names its product proteasome activator subunit 3 interacting protein 1 (gene psme3ip1). Gene Ontology annotation, cellular component: nucleus. The record is from RefSeq and is a predicted model, not a curated record. The transcript has 7 exons. Bases 267 to 1031 code for a protein of 254 amino acids. NCBI's taxonomy places the organism in Eukaryota, Metazoa, Chordata, Chondrichthyes, Rajiformes, Rajidae.
AUCUGGCUUUAGUUAUUCGUAAUAAUAUCUGCCUUAGAGACUGGAUGUCAACUUUGUUUGAUGACAGCUUACUACCUUGAUGGUGCUGCUACAUAAACACACGUUGUUGUUAUUGACUGACGUUGCUCCAGAUUGCGUCUGCCCGCCCUCCCGCAGCAGCAGUAGCUGCAGCUCCUCCCGGAACCUUCGCAAGGGGCAUCAGCAGCGGAGGGAAGGAGUUGUGGAAGCGACGUGGAAGCGGUGCCAGACAGUAACUUCAUUGAAGAAUGGACAGUGGGACUGAAGGGAGCCUCAUUAAGAAACGGUUUGUAACUGAGGCUGAAUUAGAUGAAAAGCGCAAAGCAAGACAGGAGGAAUGGGAAAAGGUUCGAAAGCCUGAUGAUCCAGAAGAAUGCCCUGAGGAGGCUUACGAUUCUCGAUCAUUGUUUGAAAAGCUUCAAGAACAGAAAGAUAAGAAACAAUCCGAAUUUGAGGAGCAGUUUAAAUUUAAAAAUAUGGUAAGAGGCCUCGACGAGGAUGAAACAAGCUACCUUGAUGAGGUUUCCAGGCAGCGGUUGCUCAUAGAGAAGCAACGGAGAGAAGAGGAUGAUAAAGAGCUAAAAGAAUGUAGAAGUGCCCGCACAAAACUAACGACAAGUGUUGAAUCUAAAAAAGACCAAGAAAAGAAAAUGGCUGCCAAGCCAGCAGAAACCAAGAAUAAAUUCUCGCAAGCAAAGCUGUUAGCUGGAGCCGUAAAACGCAAAAGCUCAACGAGUUCUGAAAUGGUCAAAAAGCAGAAGGUGGAUAAUGUUGAGGGAAGCGGGCAAGCUGAUGAUGUCUCCCGUGAUCAAAAACAGUUUUACUCGAGUGGUGCGGCAAUUCAACAUCCGUCAGCUUCUGUGUGUGUCGGGAUACUACCGGGCCUUGGUGCCUACUCGGGGAGCAGUGACUCUGAUGCAGAAUCCAGCUCUGACAGUGAUAUCAUCAUCAACACAGGGGGACGAAUCAUAUCUUCAGUCUUUCGGUCCCACCCUUUUCCAGAAAGCCCAUGAGGUGGCAGCGACGGAGGGCACAGUGUUAUUUGUAUUUAGAGAUGUCUGUAAUACAAAGUUUCCUGUGUGAAAUGGCAAUAUUUGUUUGGACUGCUUAACCUUUGGCGAUGGUGUUUGAGCACAGAAUUACACAUCCCCGGUUGGUUCUGAACUUUGACUACAUACUGACUGCACUAACCACCACAGAGUAAGUGACUUGCGAUUUGUGUCCAAAGGCUAGAUACGAUGUCAAAUACCAUCAAUAUUUUAAGUGUGAAUAAUUGUUUUACACUUGCAUGUAUUUAAAAAACAAAAACUUUUAAAGUUAAGGUAAUAGAACAGCUUGCUGUUGAUAUCCAGCCAGGGAUAAGCCAGUUUACUUUGAAGUUUUGGGGAAUAAAUUCUCUCUUCCGAGUGUU